This is a messenger RNA of Globicephala melas (long-finned pilot whale), 1739 nucleotides long. RefSeq names its product acetylcholine receptor subunit beta. NCBI's taxonomy places the organism in Eukaryota, Metazoa, Chordata, Mammalia, Artiodactyla, Delphinidae. Gene Ontology annotation, molecular function: acetylcholine-gated monoatomic cation-selective channel activity; transmembrane signaling receptor activity. Gene Ontology annotation, cellular component: plasma membrane; postsynaptic membrane; synapse. The record is from RefSeq and is a predicted model, not a curated record. Gene Ontology annotation, biological process: chemical synaptic transmission; signal transduction; nervous system process.
CCCAAUAACAGGUGCACAUUCCUGGGCGCCUCGUCACUUCCCCUGCGCUGGCUGUCCUGGCGGCUCACCCAAGCGGACUCACUGAGCGACGCGGGCGGGCUAUGAUCCCAGGGGCACUGCUACUGCUGCUGCUGCUGCUGCUGCUGCUGCUGCUGCUGCUGCUGCUGCUGGGGGCGUUGGGGGCGCCGUUCGCCCCGGGCGCCCGCGGCUCAGAGGCGGAGGGCCGACUCCACGAGAAACUUUGCUCGGGCUAUGAUAGCUCGGUGAGGCCGUCGUGGGAGGUGCGAGACUGCGUCGGGGUCAGCAUUGGUCUCAGCCUAGCGCAAUUAAUCAGCCUGUACGAGAAGGAUGAGGAGAUGAGCACAAAGGUCUGCUUAGACCUGGAGUGGACUGACUACAGGCUGAGCUGGGACCCUGAGGAGCAAGAGGGCAUCGAUUCACUCCGCAUCACUGCCGAAUCCGUGUGGCUACCAGACGUGGUGCUCCUAAACAACAACGACGGAAAUUUUGAUGUUGCUCUGGACAUCAGCGUCAUGGUGUCGUCCGACGGCUCCGUGCGCUGGCAGCCCCCGGGCAUCUAUCGCAGCAGCUGCAGCAUCCAGGUCACCUACUUCCCCUUUGACUGGCAGAACUGCACCAUGGUGUUCAGUUCCUAUAGCUAUGACAGCUCAGAAGUCAGUCUGCAGACCGGCUUGGGUCCCGAUGGGCAGGAGCGGCAGGAAGUGCAUAUUCAUGAAGGCAACUUUAUUGAGAAUGGUCAAUGGGAGAUUAUUCACAAGCCUUCUCGGCUAAUCCAGCCUCCAGUGGAUCAUAGGGGAGGGGGGGAAAGGCGGCGUGAAGAAGUCACCUUGUACCUCAUCAUUUGCCGGAAGCCUCUCUUUUACCUGGUCACCGUCAUUGCCCCAUGCAUCCUCAUCACUCUUCUGGCCAUCUUCGUCUUCUACCUGCCACCAGAUGCAGGAGAGAAGAUGGGGCUCUCGACCUUUGCCCUGCUGACCCUUCCUGUGUUCCUGCUGCUGCCGGCAGACAAAGUGCCUGAGACCUCCCCGUCUGUCCCCAUGAUUAUCAAAUACCUCAUGUUUACCAUGGUCCUCGUCACCUUCUCAGUCAUCCUUAGCAUCGUAGACCUCAACCUGCACCAUCGCUCACCCCACACCCACCAAAUGCCCCUUUAGGUCCGUCAGGUAUCGCUCCUCCCUCCCACCAACUUCAACCUUCCCUUUCACAGACCUGAGGGAGAACUACAACUCCUGGUAGAGUGUCAAACAGAUCUUAUCCACAAACUCCCUCCGUAUCUGGGUCUGAAGAGACCCAAACCUGAGAGAGACCAGAAACCGGAGCCACCUCCUAUACCUCUCAGGGAUUCUCCAGGAAGUGGCUGGGGUCGGGGAACAGAUGAAUAUUUCAUCCGCAAGCCACCAAAUGAUUUUCUCUUCCCCAAACCCAACAGGUUCCAGCCUGAACUGUCUGCCCCGGCCCUGCGGCGAUUUACCGAUGGUCCACACCGGGCUGUGGGCCUGCCUCCCGAGCUACGGGAGGUCGUUUCCUCAAUCAGCUACAUCGCUCAACAGCUGCAGGAACAGGAGGACCACGACGCGCUGAAGGAGGACUGGCAGUUUGUGGUCAUGGUGGUGGACUGCCUCUUCCUGUGGACCUUCAUCAUCUUCACGAGCGUCGGGACCCUCGUCAUCUUUCAGGACGCCACGUACCACUUGGCCCCUCCCGACCCCUUUCCUUGA